Molecule: messenger RNA, 2793 nt
Organism: Microstroma glucosiphilum
Lineage: Eukaryota; Fungi; Basidiomycota; Exobasidiomycetes; Microstromatales; Microstromataceae
Product: acid protease
Exons: 2
Coding region: 279-2474 (731 amino acids)
Biological process (GO): proteolysis
Molecular function (GO): aspartic-type endopeptidase activity
Source: RefSeq, a predicted model, not a curated record
GGCAGAUCUUAGCGUCUGUACCAAGUCACGUUCAUCCUCAGCAUCCAACUCAUCGCUCCCCUUGGCAAGACCUUCAUCAGCAUUGCCUCGUUGCUCCACCUCGACUGCAUCAUCCAGCUUAGCAAAGCGAGCUGCCUACUCACUCACUCACCCACGCGCACGGCACGCCAUUAGCUUCCGCUCACCAUCACAACACCCGCGGCGAGGCCAGCCCUGAGCUCGCCUCGCACACACUUCAGCGCUUUCCUCCUCGCCGCCGUCUACCUUUGCCUUCCGUCAUGGUGGACAUCUACGCUGAGGGUCAUCCAGGAGCAUCGUCAAAGCGCACUCUGCCUCGCCAGCCCCGUCGUAAGCGGGCCCUCUCAUCCAGCGACUCCAGCCUGCCUCAUCUGCGACGUCAGAUCCCAGCAUCGCAGAUCACCUCGACUUCGCUCCCCGCAUCGCAGAACUCCAUUGCCCUCUCCUAUGGCUUCCUGAAUGAGCAGCUGGCAUACAACGUACCCAUCACCCUACCCAACGACCUGAUCGCCAACCUCGUCCUAGACACUGGCGCAGGUGACAUCUGGCUCGCGGCUCCAGGAUGUGAUGGGGACUGCCCAUCGCAGUCCUUCGACGUCGGAUCGUCUUCUUCGCUGAAUCAGAAGUGGAACGUGACAUACUUUGACGGAAGCGCUAGCGGGACCAUCUACACGCUUUCCUCGCUCGCAAUUGGGCAGAGCUCGCUGGCUGGUCAGGCCUUUGGGAGCGCAAGUCAAGUAGACACCAUCAACUUUGACAAGACGAAUGUGACGGGAGUGCUGGGGCUGUCACUGCCAUCCAGUUCGGCAAUAGAGAAUGUACUCAGUCCGUCAAGUGGCACCAGCAAUACUUUCACCACAGUCGGUAGCACAGGCAGCGUCCUCUCAGGGCUGUGGGACGCUUCGAGUGGAUCGAGCUCCACGCCACGCAUCAUCUCCUUGGGACUGGAAAGGCUUCCCUCCGACGGCGGGGGUCGUACUGCCAACUCGUCCCUGACCAUCGGUGGUGUAGAUUCCACCUACCUCCCAGAGUCAGAGUACUCCUCCAUCACCUUUCAGCCCGUAGCAGCCACCUCGAGCACCGGCUACGAACACUGGACCUUGUCCCUCACUGGUCUCAGCGUGACAAACGCUACCGGAACAGCGUCUUCUAUCCCCAUUUCAUUUGCGGGGCAGAAGACUGUGGAACCAACCGUCGUAUUGGAUUCGGGGAGCUCGUUGAAUUAUGCGCCGGCUUCGAUGCUGGAUGCAUUGUAUGGAGCCUUUGUGGACGCUAGCGGGAACAGGAUUGGUCCUGGUGAAAAUGGAAUAUUCUACGUCCCUUGUGACCUACCAUUGAACAUGACUCUCUCCCUCUCGGCGGGCAUUUCUGUUCCCAUUCACCCACUCGACGCCUCCUUCUACCAAUCCUACUCCGAUAUUGGCAUUGGCAAGGACUCCGACGGCUGUAUCGGCUCCUUCCAAUCUGCCCUCUCCUCCGAGUCCUCCGCAGGAGCCGACAUCAUCCUCGGCACCCCUUUUCUACGCAACGUCUACACGGUCUUUUCCUGCGAACCCGCACUCUCAACGAACACCACAGCAGCAGAGGGUACCGAGUGUGCAAACCCCACGGUAGGUCUUCGUCCGAUGACGACGGAUCUCACGCAAGCAUACUUGGACUUUGACGCUGUGCGUGUGCGCAACGAGCAGCUGGGGGACAAUGCCGCCUUUGGCGUAUCGUACAGCGGCUCUUCCUCUUCGAGCAGCUCAGGUGGGCUGAACACGGGAGCGAGAAUCGCAAUUGGAAUCGUCGUCUCUGUCGUAGUCAUCAUCGGACUCUUUCUCCUGACCCUCUUCAUCGCACGAAGGAGACAUGCCCGGGAAGGAGCCCGAGAGGAUGGUGUAGGCAGUGGCGACGGCGUCUGGCCGGCAGAAAAGGGCCGUGAAGGCGUUGCAACUCGGUCGAGUCCUGGUGGAGGUGAGGGGGACGGCGACUCCUCUUCCCUCGGGGCAGACACGGGUGCAGAAGGUGCAGGAAGUCGAGACUACGACGACUACGAGGGUCGCCGUGUGUCUCUCUCGGCAAAAGAGCAAGCUCAGCUCCGAGAAGCUGCCCUCCUGCAUGGCUUCUACGACGCAGACCUCUUCUCCGAGUCGCCAUCGCAGCCAGGUCGAUCACCUUCUGCACGUCGUCCUGCCCGUUUCAAUCGAGGCGUGGCAGGUCCAGACGGUGGUGCAGAUGCGGGUGGGGCAGCCACUCCUUCUGGAUUUGGAACGGAGAGUACCGAUUCGAGAGGAUAUGGUGAGGCGAGGCGUAUCCAGCGAGAGUACCUCAGACGUCACCCUUCCCUUGAGAGAGACAGACAGGCUGCUCAGCCUAGGCAGGGGCCUCCUGGUAGUAAUGGUGGGGGAGUGGAGAUCGAGAUGGAAGAGAGGGGAAGUAGUGCUGCGCAUCAUGGCGAGGGAGUUGCCAGGUGAGGUGAGGUGAGGUGAGGUGAGGCUGGGCUGAGCUAGCCGCCUGCUUCUAUCACUGCCCCCUCUUUGGCUCGCUUGUGCUUCUGCUCUUGCCCUGCUCUGCCCUCUCUCUUUUGCUCCUCGCCUCUGGCUCCCCCCUCCCUUCUCUCCGAUACGAUAAUUGCUCCCCUCCCCCCUUCCCCUUUAGCCCCUUCCACCCCUCGCUCUGACCUCCCUUUUCGUCUCUUGUUGUAUGUACUGUACAUGUAUUCCCAAUAUCACCCACUUUGUCCAGCUACUGUCUUGAGCCGCGUUGUGGCUAGUAAAUAUCGUACCAAACCAU